Messenger RNA from Ziziphus jujuba (common jujube), 2343 nucleotides. RefSeq names its product vacuolar protein sorting-associated protein 45 homolog. NCBI's taxonomy places the organism in Eukaryota, Viridiplantae, Streptophyta, Magnoliopsida, Rosales, Rhamnaceae. The transcript has 13 exons. Gene Ontology annotation, biological process: intracellular protein transport; vesicle-mediated transport. The record is from RefSeq and is a predicted model, not a curated record. Gene Ontology annotation, cellular component: Golgi membrane. Bases 269 to 1978 code for a protein of 569 amino acids.
CAUAUUUUAUUCGCCGUUGAGUCAUUAAUCACCCAGGUUCACUACGGUGGCGUUUCAAGGUUUCGACCAUUGUCUUCUUUCUGUGAUCAUCAAUCGGACUAAUUUUCUUUCCCAGUUCCCUCGUCGUCGCAGAUCUGAAAAUCUCACUCUGAUUCUCUUCCGUACGCUUCCGCAGAUCGUUUCGUCGAAACGUUCCGAGAAAAACGACACCGUUCUAUCGGCAUCUGGAAUCGCCGCCACAGAAAUCUGAAGGGUGUAGGCGUAGAAAAUGGUGUUGGUAUCGGCGGCACGGGAUUACAUCAAUCGGAUGCUUCAAGACAUCUCCGGCAUGAAAGUUCUCAUCCUCGAUUCUUACACUAUUAGUAUAGUGAGUGUUGUGUAUUCACAGUCCGAGCUACUUCAAAAAGAAGUAUUCUUGGUAGAAUUGGUAGAAUCAAUUUCCAUGUCAAGAGAAUCAAUGUCACAUCUUAAAGCUGUUUGCUUUCUACGGCCCAUCUCAGAGAACAUCCAACAUUUGCGGCGUCAGUUGGCCAGUCCUAGAUUUGGAGAGUACCACUUAUUUUUCUCCAACAUAUUGAAGGAUACUCAAAUUCAUAUCUUAGCGGAUUCAGAUGAGCAAGAAAUUGUCCAACAACUUCAGGAGUUCUAUGCAGAUUUUGUUGCCGUUGAUCCUUACCAUUUCACUUUGAAUAUUCAAUCAAAUCACACGUAUAUGCUCCCAGCAGUUGUAGAUCCUUCAAAUUGGCAGCAUUUAUGUGACCGAGUUGUUGAUGGUAUUGCAGCUGUUUUUCUAGCAUUAAAACGACGACCCAUCAUUCGGUACCAAAGUAAAUCUGACAUAGCGAAAAGGGUUGCACAUGAAACAGCAAAGCUGAUGUACCAGCAGGAAAGUGGUCUUUUUGAUUUCAGACGGACAGAAGUUUCUCCUUUGUUGCUGGUGAUUGAUAGGAGAGAUGACCCUGUAACACCACUAUUGAAUCAGUGGACUUAUCAGGCAAUGGUUCAUGAAUUGAUUGGUAUUCAAGACAAUAAGGUGGAUUUAAGAAACAUGGGUAAAUUCUCAAAGGAUCAACAGGAGGUUGUGCUGUCAUCAGAACAAGAUUCCUUUUUCAAAUCUAACAUGUAUGAGAAUUUCGGAGAUAUAGGGAUGAACAUCAAACAUUUAGUGGAUGAAUUUCAACAAAUUUCAAAAAGCAAUCAGAAUAUCCAGACAAUAGAAGAUAUGGCCAAGUUUGUUGACAACUACCCUGAGUACAGGCAAAUGCAUGGCAAUGUCUCAAAGCAUGUAACAUUGGUCACAGAAAUGAGCAAGAUAGUUGAGGAGCGGAAACUUAUGCUAGUUUCACAAACAGAACAAGAGUUGGCUUGCAAUGGUGGAGAAGUGACAGCUUUUGAGGCAGUUAAAAAUCUAUUAGACAAUGAAAAUUUAUCUGAAAUUGACCGCCUACGCCUUGUGAUGUUGUAUGCUCUGCGCUAUGAGAAGGAGAAACCGGUCAAUCUGAUGAAUCUUUGUAACAAAUUGGCUUCUCAGUCUGCCAAGUACAAACCUGGGCAGCUUGUACAGUUCCUCUUGAAGCAAGCUGGUGUUGAUAAGCGGAGUGGAGAUCUAUUUGGAAAUCGUGAUCUUUUAAAUAUUGCUCGUAAUAUGGCACGUGGACUGAAGGGAGUUGAGAAUGUCUACACACAACACCAGCCUUUUCUCUUCCAAACCAUGGAAAAUAUUGUUAAGGGACGGCUGAAAGAUACAGAAUAUCCAUAUGUUGGAAAUCACUUCCAGCAGGGCAGGCCACAGGAUGUGGUCAUUUUCAUUGUUGGUGGCACAACAUAUGAGGAAUCUCGUUCUGUUGCUUUACAAAAUGCCAGCAAUUCUGGAACUCGUUUUAUACUCGGCGGUUCCGUGGUUCUCAAUUCUAAGAGGUUUCUGAAGGAUUUGGAAGAAGCUCAGAGGAUAACUCGUUCCAGCCCUUCAGUGAUUUGAAACCAUGUGUACCUUACCGACCAUCUUGUGAGCCAUGUAGAUAGCUUCUUGCAAACUUAUAUUUGAGUACGUUGAUGAAGUCAUUCGUCUCACUGUUCUCUAGUAGCCGUGGGCAUUUUAUAUUGAUUUGCAUAGAAGAAGUGAAUAUUGAUUUGCAUAGAAGAAGUGAAUACAAUUUGGCAAAAUCCAGUGAACCAGUUUGGGAGACAAAGAUCCUAACUGCCGCCCCAAGCUUCUCAUACAAAACAAAAGAAGAGGAUUUGGAAAUUUACAUCUGUGUACUCAUUUUGACUAACCAUGACGGAUAUAAUAUCAAUUAGUGGAUGAAAAUUUAGAAGAGAGAAUUGCCUUUUUUUUUUUAAAAA